This is a messenger RNA of Entamoeba nuttalli P19, 1236 nucleotides long. Its product is annotated as Ras GTPase-activating protein, putative. The transcript has a single exon. The record is from RefSeq and is a predicted model, not a curated record. Bases 1 to 1236 code for a protein of 411 amino acids. Gene Ontology annotation, biological process: regulation of GTPase activity. NCBI's taxonomy places the organism in Eukaryota, Evosea, Mastigamoebida, Endamoebidae.
AUGACUGAAGUCCCUUGUAUAUCUGAACUAUUCUUCCAACAUGAACCAACCCCAUUACUUCUUACAUAUUGUAAGAUUAUGAUAAAAGGAUGUGAUUUAGUUGAAUCAAGAGUUCAUUGUAAAUUACUAAUACGAUAUGCUACAGGAUAUGGACUACUUAGAGAAGUUUUAUCUUCUUUAGGAAAAUUAGAAAUUCAAAAUACACCACCAUCUUCAUUUAUAUUUCGUGGAAAUUCAGCAUUUACUCGAUUAUUUUUCUAUUAUAUAGAAUCUAGUUGUACUAAAUAUUUAAAUAAAGUUAUAUCAACUUUAGUUGAUGAAAUGAUGACUAAUCCACGCUUCUAUUUUGAUUCAGUUGAUCCUACACAAGCAGAAAAUGAAAAUUUAGUAUUUGAAAGUUUAGAUAGUGUAACAGAAAUUAUGGAUGAGUUAGGAAAAUUAAUAAUAAGUAAUUUAGACUUAAUUCCCCCUCAAGUUUUUGGAAUUAUAAAAGAAUUAUUAAAUGAAGUCCAAAAGAAAGAUCCUGAAAAUACUGAGCAAGUAAUUAUUACAUUUAAAACUAUCUUCUUUUUAAGAUUUUUAUUUCCUGCUCUAAAUAGUGCUGAAAAAUAUGUUUCUAUUCAACUUCGUUUAGAAUUAUCCCAAAUUAUUGACCAAGUUCGAAGUAUAGUUAAAUUUGGACAAUUAGUGGUUAAUGGGAAACACUCACCAGAUGAAUUAACCAAAUAUGUUUUACAAGCAUGUGGUGGAUUUAGUAAAACAGUUGAUUCAUUAUUUAAAACAGUAAUUAGAUAUAAUGAAAUUAAAUCAAAAGAAUGUCUUGGUAUUGAUUACAACACUCAAUUAUCAGUAACAAAAGAAUUAUUAUCAUAUAUUAAGCCAUUUUUAAAAGAUUUUCAAACAGAAUUAGAAUCAAAUGGAUAUGCAGAUAUUUUUAAUAGAAUAUUCUAUUGUUCUAAAAAUACAAAACAUGAUUGUUUAGAAGUCACUUCUUUAUUACUUACUACUAAAAAGAUGCAUCAUUUUAUGAUGAGUCGACUAUCUCAAUUACAACAUGAAAAUGAAUUCUAUCUAAAAAAAAUAGUUGAAAUGAAAAGAAUUAAUAAAAGAUUAAAAAAUACACUUGAAUCUUCUUGUCCAUCAAGUCCUUUACAAACUACUCCUUCAUUACCUAAUCCAGAUAACCGUCGUUCAGUAGAUAUACCGUCAACUAAAAGUAUUCUUCUUUUUCAAUAA